Messenger RNA from Cuscuta campestris, 2611 nucleotides. The record is from the annotation of a GenBank genome assembly. Lineage: Eukaryota; Viridiplantae; Streptophyta; Magnoliopsida; Solanales; Convolvulaceae.
CUACUAAUCUUUUCAUACUUGAAAUCCCAAGUUCAAAAAAAUCAAACAUUAACCCAUGAAUUCACAUACAUCCUUGACAUGAAUGUUCUGCAACACUUCCAUAUUCCCACACCAUUAUUCAAGAAACCCAACGUUUUCUUUUCCAUCAUACCUCGCUCUCUAUUCUUCACCGAUUCAAUCGGAGAGAAGCAGCCGCCAUUUCUUCCCCUUCCAUCGCCUGCAAAGCUCGCAUCUUUCAUCGAGAACUGUUCGGACGCAGAUUCGUUGAAGAAGCUACACGCCUGCAUUCUAACACGCGGCUUCGAUCAAGAUUCGUGUCUGGGCUCAAAGCUUCUCAGUAGCUACGCAAAGCUCUACCUUUUGCCCGAUUCCAGAUGGGUAUUCCGAAGAAUCAUCGAAAUCGAUCGGACUUUUGUUUGGAAUCCGGUUUUCGUUGGGUAUUUCCGAGCUUCUCGGUACAGAGAAGUCCUGGGGUUGUACUUGGAAUUGAAGAGAAGGAAGUUCGACAUAUAUGGGUCGGCAGUGAUUUUUACCCUGAAGAGCUGCGACGUGUUGGGUGAUUUGAAAUUUGGGAAAUCCGUUCAUCUGGAUGUUGUGAAGCUAGGGCUGAACACGGAUAAAAAUAUAGGGUCGUCCGUUGUCAAAUUGUAUUCUGAGAAUGGUGAUGUUGAGGAUGCAGCUAAGGUGUUCGACGAAAUAACUGAAAGAGAUGUGGUUGUUUAUACAGUGAUGAUCACGGGCUAUUCUCAAUUCGGUUAUCCGUAUGCCUGUGAGGCUUUUAGAAUUGCGCGUGAGAUGCAGAAGGAAAACAUCGAACCGAACAGGGUAACUUUGAUUAGCUUACUUCAAGCAGCAUCUUCUUUGGGAGCAGUGGAGGAGGGAAAUGCAAUCCAUGGUUAUGCUCUCAGAAGAAGGAUCGGCUGCACGGACGAUGUUUUUGUGACAACUCUAAUGGACAUGUAUAUUAAAUGUGAAGUCCCGGAAAGGGCCAUUGCCAUCUUUGUGAAUAUUCCUGAAAAGAGCAUUGGUUCUUGGAAUGCAUCCGCCACUGCUCAUCUAAGGUUAGGGCAGUCUCUGGAGGCUUUGGGACUAUUUGUUCAAAUAAUGACAGAGGAAAAGCACAAGCCUGAUCAGAUCACAAUAUCAAAUGCACUAUCAAGCUGUGCUAAUCUCCGGUACUUGUUUGGGGGAAAGAGCAUCCACGCUUACAUACUCCGAUCUGGUUUUGUUUUUGAUCUCAUCACUACUACAACUCUAAUUGAUAUGUACUUGAAAUGCAACUCUCUGGUCCACGCUGAAACAGUAUUUGACAAAACGGAUCACAAGGAUGUGAUCCUUUUCAAUGUGAUGAUAACCGGUUAUAUUCAAAAUGGUCUUCCCAAACAAGCCGGGAGAUUGUUCUAUGAAAUGCUAGGGAUGGGGUUCAAACCAAACACAAGUACUAUAAUCAGUGUACUAUCUGCAAUUUCUGAUAUGAAAGAUGUAAGACAAGGAAACAUUAUCCAUGGCUUCCUCCUCAAAACCGGGCUUGAAUCCACCACUGACAUAUCUAACCAACUCAUUGAGGUGUAUUCAAGGUGUGGUCUCAUGGAAUCCGCGAGUCAAGUGUUUGGAAGGAUUGAACACAAGGACAUUGUAUCGUGGACAUCAGCCAUGAUGGGGCAUGUUAAUAAUGGCCAGCCAAACAAAGCCUUGAUCUUGUUCCGUUUAAUGCAGAGAGAGAAGAUCGAUCCAGAUUCUAUAACAUUCGUAGCUCUGCUUCAGGCAAUUGCUCAGCUUGGAUGUUUAAGCUUUGCAAGAGAGACACACGCGCGUGCCCAUCGAAUGCUAAAUGUACGAGACGACAUAUCUGUCGUUAACUCUCUGAUCACAGCAUACAGCAGAUGUGGUGAUUUAAGUGCAGCUAGGUCUCUGUUUGGUAGAAUGCCCGAAAGGAAUUUGGCUUCGUGGAACACAAUCAUUGCUGCAUAUGGAGCACACGGGGAUUGUGUUCAGGCACUGGAGUUAUUCAACCAAAUGAGAGCGGAAAAGGUGGGGCCUGAUCACUACACGUUCACUUCUUUGCUAUCGGCCUGCAGCCAUGCAGGGUCUUUACCAGAGGGUUUGUCUGUUUUCAAAACAAUGACUGAAGAACACAGAUUAGUCCCAUCUGAUGAGCAUUUUGGAUGUGUGGUUGACUUGCUUAGCCGAGGAGGGAUGCUCGAGGAAGCAUUUCAUCUUCUGAACUGUGUUCUGUUGAGAGAAAACACUUCUGCCUUAGGGACAUUCAUUGCUUCUUGCUUGGCUAAUGGGAACGCGAAAAUGGGAGAACGGGUAGGGAGACGGUUGUUGAGUAUAGAACCUGGGAGUGCAAGCGCUUAUGGUUUGGUGUCGAAUUUGUAUGCUGGACAAGCAAAAUGGGAAGAAGUGGCUCAAAUGGGAACCAUGGCAAGGGAGAAGGGGUUGAGAAGAGUUUCUGGGCGUAGCUUCGUAGAGAACAUAGUUUUAUGAGGAACGCAAAUCGAUUAACUUUCCAUUCAUUCGCCAAAUAUACAAACUUCAAAACAACACCAAACUGCCUACUCUAACAUAUAAGUUUUAACUUUUGAAUUAAUAAAACAGUUGGCUUGAU